Rhododendron vialii is the source of this 1443-nucleotide messenger RNA. Its product is annotated as AT-hook motif nuclear-localized protein 23-like. Gene Ontology annotation, molecular function: minor groove of adenine-thymine-rich DNA binding; DNA-binding transcription factor activity. The coding region runs from base 317 to 1114 and encodes 265 amino acids. Gene Ontology annotation, cellular component: nucleus. The record is from RefSeq and is a predicted model, not a curated record. The transcript has a single exon. NCBI's taxonomy places the organism in Eukaryota, Viridiplantae, Streptophyta, Magnoliopsida, Ericales, Ericaceae.
UGAGCCCUUUGUCCCCUCACCUCACCCCACCCCAUCACUCCUCUCCUUCUUCCUUUUCCUGCACUCACCCCCCUCCCUCCCUCUCUCCCACAACUUGUCUUUUCUUAAAAAUCUCUAAUCCAAAUCUAGGGUUCAACUUCCGGAGCGCUGUCUCUCUUCUAUAUUUCCCUCCCCUCCUAUAUCUUUUAUAAUUUCAAUUUCCCCAGGCCACUACUUAAAAAAUAUAAACAGUUUUUAAUCUUCGCAAUUAUUUUUAUACUUUUCACACUUUUUCUGUGUUUUCGUGUUCCUGUCUUCUUUUGAUGGUUUUGUGCGCAUGGCUGGUUUGGAUUUAACCCCUCCUCGUUUCAUGCACCAGUUCCAAAACAGUCAACACCGCGAACAUGAAGACAGCCAAUUUUCCGGCGACCACCAUGACGACGACCACCACCAGGGCCUCUCAUCCGGCGGGGACAAUGUCACCCGCCGCCCGAGAGGCCGCCCGCCUGGAUCCAAAAACAAGCCCAAACCACCCGUCAUCAUCACAAGGGAGAGUGCCAACACGCUCCGAGCUCACCUCCUAGAAAUCGGAAACGGGUGCGACGUCUUUGACUCAGUCGCCACCUACGCCCGCCGCCACCAGCGUGGGAUCUGUGUGUUGAGCGGUAGCGGCACCGUGGCCAACGUCAAUUUAAGGCAGCCGACCGCGGCAGGGGCGGUGGUGACUUUACACGGGAGGUUCGAGAUUUUGUCGCUUACUGGGUCGUUCCUGCCGCCACCUGCACCGCCAGGGGCCACAAGCUUGACGAUAUUCUUGGCAGGAGGGCAGGGGCAGGUGGUGGGAGGGAACGUGGUUGGGGAGCUGAUCGCGGCGGGGCCGGUGAUUGUUAUCGCAGCGUCGUUUACUAAUGUUGCCUAUGAGAGGCUGCCGCUGGAUGAGGAGGAGGAGGAUCCAGCGCCGCCGCAGGGUUCCGUUGCCGGAAGUGGUGCUGUCCGUAUUAGUAAUAGUAAUUUGUUUCCUGAUCCUUCUGCUGGGCUUCCUUUCUUCAAUUUGCCUCUCAAUAUGCAAAACAACGGUCAGUUGCCGGUUGACGGCUGGGCGGCGAACGCAGCUGCCAGUCGUCCCCCGUUUUAAGUGGGACGAGAACAAAUCAAGUACGAACGACAGUGAUACCACAUCAUCGUUGACAUUGGACAGCAAUGUUCCAUUAGCUAGUGGGAAAGCAAUUCCAGUUGGGUGGAAAAUUAGGGUUUAUGAAGCAUAAAGGUGAGCAAACAUACUGCUGUUAAUUUGUUUCUACUAAUCAUUGUGGUGUUGGUUAAUUCCUCUCCUCUUCUCUUUGUUUUUCUCUUCUAGGAUUUCUUUUGUUUUUCUCUUUUCUCUGGUUUUUGUUGUAUCCUUGAUGAUUUGUGGAGAUAGUCUUCUUGUUGUACUUCAUGGAACUUUGUUUUUGUUCUUCCCUC